AUGAGUAAUCAAGCACUAUAUGAGAAACUUGGACAGACAACAGAAUUAAUAUCAUCAAAAUUAACAGAAUUAAUAAAACUUGCUUCAAUUGAAAGUUCAAGUGAUCAUAAUGAAGAAAACGACUCCGGUUAUAACGAUAAUAUUCUAGAUGAAUCUGAACUCUCUGUGGCUACAUCUAGCGUACUCAUGGUAAAUAACCAAACAGCUCAAUUAAUAAAAGGUGUACAGGAUUUAUUAAUACUGACAAGGCAUAUAAGAGAAAAAUGGCUACUAAACCAUAUACCAGAACAAACUCAUUCUGGUCCACAAAUUGACAAUGAAGAAUUGAAAAGUUUACUAAACACUUGCAUGAAAGAUAUCAUAGGUGAUGUAGAUAUAUAA
Molecule: messenger RNA, 381 nt
Organism: Vanderwaltozyma polyspora DSM 70294
Lineage: Eukaryota; Fungi; Ascomycota; Saccharomycetes; Saccharomycetales; Saccharomycetaceae
Gene: SRB6
Product: Srb6p
Exons: 1
Coding region: 1-381 (126 amino acids)
Biological process (GO): regulation of transcription by RNA polymerase II
Cellular component (GO): mediator complex
Molecular function (GO): transcription coregulator activity
Source: RefSeq, a predicted model, not a curated record